AUGAAAAAUAUUAGAAUUAUAAUUGAUAAUGAAUUUGUUCGUGAGCUGUCUCUAGAGUCUAGACGCUCGUAUGACUUGCGACUACUAUCAAUUUGAGAAUGUUGAAAUAUAAUAUUAUAUUAACCGUUUAUGAGUUUAUGAUAAGGACCGUUUAUUUUAUUAGUGAUAUAAACCUUUUUUUGUACUGUCUGGUUUAUGAACAUAUAUACUGUUUGGUUAUAUGUAAUCUAUUAUAGUGAUUAUAAGUUGAUACGAAUAUGAAAAUAAGGUAAAAGAAUAAUCAAGGAUAAGGAGGUUGUUUUCAUGUGAUGAACAAUAUCUGACAAUAUAAUAUCAUUUUUAAUAUUUUUUGGAUACUGUAUAGUUGAACGGUGUUUUGAUGUUAGCGGUAAAUCAUUGUCGAUUUAUUUUUAUCAUUCUUGAAGACUUCAUCGUACAUUGAAAAAUGACUAUAAAUAUAUAGAGCGAUGUUUACUUACAUUAUUGUAUAGAGCAAAAUUUCAGUUGGAUGAGUUACACAAAUAUUACGAACAGAUUUCAAAGCCGAAUAUCGAGUAAGUAGAUUUUUAUUUUCGAAUUUUGAUAGCUUGCUUAUUCCAGGAGUUUAUCAAGGGACUUGAAAAUGUUUGUUUUUAUUUUGUUUUAUAGUUUUCUAUUUGAAAUGUUAGGUAGAUAUAAUUUGUUUGAGAAUAAUUAAAACGGUUUCUGUUUGGGUAAACUAAUCAAAAAGAAAAACAUAUUAUGUAUUCAAUGACAGUGGUCUAUCCAGAAUAUUAUUUUCUUUUUUUUGGAGUGGGGUGUUUUUCUCGAAAUGUGUACAUAGUACAAGUUGUCCUAUGUAUACAUUGUGAAAUUAUACAAGAAUAUUUAAUUAACAUGUAAGUAUGUGAUUUCUUAUUUAUUUAUUGAGAGAUAUUAACAAUCAGCCUCGAAAUUUAUAUUUUCUUAAAAACUAUUAUUUUGAGUAAUUAAAUUAUUGAUUAAAAUUUACAAUACGUAGGCACAUAGUUCUUUUUAUUAAUUAUAAAUGUAUUUUAAGUUUUCUUGUGGACUACGUCAGUAGUCACAUUAAUUUCACAAUGUAUGUUCAUUAAGGCUAAACCAUUUAAACGGUUUUGACCAGUGGAAUUUCUUAUAUAGGUUUUCAAACGACGUAAAGUCAAAAAUGAUCAUUCUCCUGUUGCAGUAUCUGUUGAAAAAACUAGGUUUUGAUACUGGUAGUGUUAUGAAAAUUUGUAAAAGUUUUGAUAUAAUCAAAUAAAUAUCUGGAUUUGUAUUUAAAUAACGAUCCAUGGCAUUCAUUUUCUCUUCAGUAAAUGUUGAUGGCUAGUGUAGCAAAAUUCUCCAUUUAAAAUAUUAUUUAUGUUGGAGUCAGUUGGAGUACAUUCUUCAGGUAUUUCUUGGUAUAUUUCAACUAAUUUUUUAAACAUAUCUCUUGUUUCUUUGGAUAUUUUCAUUCCUGUUUUUGGUAAAAUGCGCUCAAAAUUACUCAAAAUGGAUUUCUGUGUUAAAAACUGGAUUUUAAUUGAUCCAAAAAAUAGUUUAAAAUGUAAUAAAAAUUUUCAAAUUUUUUGAAACUAUAUUGCAUCUGUGUUGUUGAAGUUUAUUUUAACGUGGCAAGCUUCUAGUUAUUUCAAAUUUUUUAUUAAUAUUAUCAAUAAAAAAAAAUUAAUUUUUGAAAUUCUUCAUCACAAGUUUUUCGAAUAUGUUGAAUUUUUGUUUGAACAGUGGAGGUAUCUUCUAGUACAGUUUAUAAGUCAAUACAUUCUUUUUGUAUGUAAAAAUCAACUUAGAGGGAAACUAGGUAGGAAGAUAAAAAAAAUAACAGUUUAAAUGGGCCAAAUGGUGAAUUUGUGCACACACAGUUAUACCUAUAACACUAAAUAAUAAAUAAAGAUGUAUAAAUAUAAUUUUAAUAAUAAGUAUUAGUCUCAAAUAUAAGACAGAUACCUUCUUUACAAAACGCAAAUGAGGAACAAUUUUAUAAAAUUAAAUUUUUAAAAUUGUUUGCAUUAAAAAUAUUCAAUAAUAUAAUAUAGAUAUAUAAAUCUAAAAACAGAAAUUUUUUAUCCGUAACAAGUAAUUUAUUUAAUUAAGAGUGUAAUAAAAAAAAUUCGGGAUAGUGGAGGUGUUAUAACCCCAUAUCCAUCCUGGAUAUGCCACUGCUCAAAUAUUAGUAACAGAUUUUAAGCAGUUUCUUUUUUUUAAUAAUAAAAUAGUUAUCUAAGCUAAAAUCACAAAUUAAACUGUUUUAUUAUGUGAUAAAAUGUUUUAGAUUCACAAAUUUUAAGAUUUGAGAUUCACUAGUAAAAAUUCUGAUGGAAAUCUAACUCACUGAAUAAUAUGUACUUAUACUUUGGUAUUAAAUUAUUAUAUUCAUUUGAUAUUGCAAUGAAGCUCUCAUAUAAAUUUGGUUUGAUUUUAUUGAUAUUAUAUAGACUCAUUGUCUGUGGCUUUAUGUAGGCCAUCCUUGUUUGUCCAAAUAUACAGUAUAUAUAAGUAGAAUUACAUUUGAUAUAUUUGUUUCUAUUUAGUUUAAGUGUAUAUAAUUUUUUAAGUGCCUAAACUUUCAAAUAGAUGAUAAGAUUUUUGUGAAAUAUACAAUUUAAUAAUAUUCUUAUCAUAUUGCAUAUUGAUUUAAGCUAUGAGUUUUAUCUUAUUAUUUAUUUUUAGUAAAAUUAUUCAUACACAGUAUUGGGAAAUAUCUAGGUAAAAAUUAUUUAUCUUUUAUCUUAUCUAAAUAAUUGUCAACUCAGUUGUAUUCAUCUUCAUCUAGGUAAAAUUCAAUAAAAUCUGUACACAAAAUUGUUUCUAUAAUCAUUUUCCAAAAUGCAUACUUGAAUUUUAAAUUCCAACUAGUUUAAAAAUACUUCUAACUAGCCUAUGUGACUUUUUCGUGACCUAAUUUAGAUUUAUCUAAUUUUAUUUUUAGUCAUUAUCACACUUUCUACGCCAACAAAAUGAAAUUGAAAUAAACUAAAACCAAAUUUGAAUCAAACAAAUUAUGUCAGUUAUCACAAACAUAUCAUUUAUCAUUCAUAUAAUUAUAUCUAUCAUAUUGUACUAUUCGCUAUACAAUAUUUUUUUUAUAAGAAGUGGUGUGACAUAAUUUAGUCUUCAACUAUAGAUAGGGAGCGCGUAAAAAUCUGGAAUGUGCAAAUCUCGAAAAAUAAUUUUUAUUUUAUUAGAAUAAACGCCAAGCGGCUUUUGGAACAAUAUAUGUAGAGUAAUAAAAGUUACAACCAAGAACCAAGUUAGACCAAAAACAUUGCUGAUAUGACUAUAGUCGUUGGGUGGGUGAGGAAGAUUGAGGUAGUAACUUGAAAAGCUGAGAAAACGGUUCUGAACAUUGUCUAGAUGCCUUAUGUCAGAGAAUCGAAGUUCGCUGAAUGACGCUUUAAAAAAUCUAGUACACUGAGGGCUUUGUAAAUAACAAAAUCAAUAUGAGGUCGACAAUUAAGUGAGGGAACAUAGAGGAAGGCCAAAAUUCUUAAGUUUGGUAACGCGUAUGAUGGGGAAAGAGUCAAAACAAUAAUCAAACUUAAUAAUUCUCUGGUGAAAUGAAAAUGUAUUACUUCACAUUUAUUGGUAUUUAUGGUUAUCCCCACCGAAUUACACCAUCUAACAAAUUUGUUUAUAGCUUUCUGGAGAAGAAAACAGUCACCAAGAGAAAAGUCAGCCUAGACAAUUUUGGCGUCAUCAGCAAACGGAAAAAUACGACAUGGGGUGAUUUGUGGGUAAACAGUUUUGAUGAAAAUAUUAAAAAGGAGGGGACCUAAGUGGCUACCUUAAGGAACACCAGAAAGGAAUUUAAACUGUUCAGAGAACUUACCGUAGAGAUUAACGAACUGCCUGCGAUCGUUUAAGUAGGACUUUAACCACGAUAAGAGAAGAUCGCCAACUCCGAGUUGGUCUAGAAAGAAAAUCAAGGUACCGUGGUCGAUUGAGUCGAACACUUUCGAGAAGUCUGUGUAUAUGGCGUCUAGUCGGUAUUUAGAAUUAAAUGAAUCAUGCAGAUAAGAACUAAAGUCGUUAACAGAAUUGAAAACUCUGGUUACUUUUGAGCGACUAGGGAAAAAACCAUGUUGGUCCUGAGAAAGCGUUAACAGAAGUGACUUCAAUACAUUUAAGUACGAUUGAUUCGAAUAUUUUACCUAAGAAUAGGAGAACAGAAACUGGUCGAUAGUUGGUAAUAUCUGCCGGAUUCUCUGAUUUUAAAAUCAGAGUAACGCGACUACAUUUUCAAAUGGAGAGAAAUAUCCCUUCAGCAAGUGAUUUAUUGAAAAUAGAAAUCGGUGAACUGAGUAUGUCACAUCACAAAAUAAUUACUAAUACAGUGUCACCAACUUCGAAUAAAAAAGAAAUUUGAAUUUCUAUACUCAAUUAUAUAUUAAAUGCAUCCCAAUUUUACAUAUACACUUAAUAAUAACAUCUAAUAUAUAUUCUGUUAAAAAAAUGAUAUGAUAGCUGUUCUCUGACACUGGUAAGAACUUCUAGGAAGUUAAUUUCCCAAGCGUAAUUAAGGUAGGGUUAAUAUGUUGUUUUUUCUUACAAUUUUUAAAAGAAUAGUUUUGGUCGCGGACGUAUAUGAUUUUGGUACAAAAAUUGGUAACACUAGAGUAAUAGAAAAUUAUUUUUCAAGAUUUGUACUGUACAUUCCAGAUUUUAUACACGCUCCCGAAAGUCUGGAGGGCAAACAAUUAAAAAUGGUUUUAAAAUAAAGCUUAACUGAUUGUACAAUAUUGAAAAAAAAAAAUAAAAUCCACUUAAAAUCCUCCGAGAAAAUUACUGAUUCAUGUUAAAAGAGACAUAUUUUGCACAAUGGGUGGGACUCUGUUGUAUGUGAAAAGUUGGGGAGGUAGGAUAGAGAGGAAUUUAAUUUAAACUAUUUCCAUUGAUUAUAGAAUAGACUAUUCUAUAAUCAAUGUUAUUGCUAAUGAAAAACGGAUUCGGAGCGAAGUUCGGUUAUACAUGUUUUGAAAUACUGUACGAUUUUUAUGGAAAUUUGAUAAUAAAAUUCUUAUAGAAAAAAAAUACUACAUUAAACUAAUUUUUUUUUACCACAUAGUCGACUUUUAAUGAAUUUCCUGUAAAUUGCCAUAUAUUUUUGUUUAGACUAAUAAUUUUGUCCACAGAGUCACCUACCGAAUACAAAUUAUGUAAAAAACUCAGAAAAUUAAAAUGGUACAAAUGUUUUAAAAAUUUUACCUUGUCUAGAAAAAUCAAAUAUAAGUUUUCGCCUAAAUUUCAAGUCUCUAACAAAUAUUUUGAACUAAAUUAAAACGAAAAAUAAAAGAAUUAUUUUUGUAAAUUUUCUUGGAUUUUUUUUUGCCCAAUUAUGAUGUAAACUACUUGAAAAAUAAUAAAACUGGUCUCCUUCAUGUGCAACUAGUUCUUAAAUGAAGCAAUGAAGGUCUCUGGUCUUUUUUUGAUUGAAGCAAAAUUUCAUGAAAUCAUUAGUCCGUAAAUAUUUGUCAAUUUCCUCCUACGCUUUACUUAAUUUUUAUGAAAUCCGUUGAGAAAAUCAAAAAAUUACCACUCUAUAGUAACCAACUAGAAUAAACUUUUAUAAAAUGUGUUACACUUGAUACAUCGGACUAUUGGAUCAAGACUUCUGGUAGAAAUUCAGUACACUGUGUAUGAAAAUAAAAAAAAUAAUCAUCAUUGUAAAAUGAUCCCUACUCUUCGAAUCUAAAAUAUGUUUAUAUAAUUUUUUCCAAAAUUGUCCAAAAAUUUUCUAUGGAAAAUUCCUGAAAUAAAUCCUUUAAAUAGAUUUAAAAUGUCUCAAGUUUAUUAAUUAUAUUUAAAAAUAAUAAUAUUUUAUGUACUUUUAACCAGGUACAAUAUUAUCUAACAGCGAAACUUAAAAUCAACAAAUUACAAGUUUGAAAGAAAAGAUAUCUAACAAAGUUGAUUAUAAUGAUAAAGGCAUAUUAGACAUGUUUUGAUGUUGGUUCAUUACAGCUAAAUAAAAUAUUGAGUAUGUUCUAUUUUUAAAUUGAUGAAAAAAUCAGUGUGUCAUUUUGUUUAUCAUAUAAAAUGACAAAAAUAUAUGUGAUUAACUGUCUUACAGAAAGAAACUUGAUGCCAAAAAUGAAUACUUGUCCUACAGUAAGACAUGGUAUAGUAUGUGGAGGUAAGUUGAAGGAAUAUAAAAAAAAAAGUGGAAAAAAACACAAUGGCGUUUUUACAAAAACUACUACUUAUUUACGAUGUCAAAAAUCAAAGUGCCAAACUUAUCACUCGUUAAAGAAGAUAUUGAGCAACAAUAUAUCAAGUAAGUUUUAAUGAAUAUAUUAUUUUUAAUAAAUUGUAGUCAUAGACUGAUUGGAACUCAAGACUGAUCCAAGAAAAUUAUUUUAUAACGGACCCAUAUUUGAGGGGUCAAGUAUACCUUGUUUCUGUUUGUUAUAGCCUAGAGAAGCAAUUUUAUUAGGCUAAUAAGGGACGGUGAAACUUUAUGUAUAAUUUACCUAUAAAAACGACUCCUAAACCUACAAACACUACUUUUUUUUUUUUACCACCAAGUACAACUGAUCAUGAACCUGUUUCAUUUUCCAGCAUUUCUGUUUGAUCAAACCAUUAUAUCUUACUAAAUAAAACUAAUAAACAAAAAUAGAAUACUAAUAAAUAAUUCAAAAAUAUUUUCAGAAUAUUUUGAAAAUAUUAUCAUGUUUAGAAAAUGUCCAUAUGAGUUUUCUGUCAAAAUAUUAAGUCUAGUUCUCUAUUAUAAUUUUAAAAGGUAAACCAAUUUUAUUUGAAAAAAUUAUAUAAUGCAAUAAGAUGACAUAGGUUUGAAAAAGUUUUAUUUGUUAUCCAAAAAACAUUUUAUAGUUUAGAGGCUUAUACAAAUGAUGCUACAAUACCACCAAUAAUAAUAGUAUGAUGGAUAAUUUUUUUUUUUUUCGAUACUAAAUAAAAUUGGUUUACUCCCUAUGUAAAUAUGUAAUAAAUAUUAGCUCCUCUAUUACCUAUUGAUAAUUAUUUAAAUCAAAAUUUACUCUAUUUUAACACAACCUUAAGAAUACUACAGGUUUUGUUUUACUUACACAGGGUGUUUCAGAAAUUAAAGAGGACAUUGAUAUAAGCUUACUCACUAUUCCCAGCCCAAUUGACAUUCAAAACCUGGGUUUUAUCAAAUUAUUUGCAGAAUGUUUUCUUAAUUCUACAAAUUAAUGCUCGAAUGAAAUUUCUUGUAAAAUUUUCAUGCGGCUUUUUUCAUGUCUGAUUUAUGAAAUUUAAAAAAUUGUGUGACACAUCAAUUUGCAUGAGAAUUGCUAGAUAAACAUUAGUGAAAUUCAUUUGUUGUAAUUUAUUAAUUAACAUAAUUUUUGCAUUGUGUCAGCUAAUAAUCUAAUAUUUUCAAUUGAUGAAAUAAUAACAAUAUCCUAGUUAAAUGAUCAAAUUUAUUGCCAUAAAUCUAAGUUAUGUAUUUUAGAUGUAAUACCAUCCGUCAAACACCAGAUUUGUUAGAAAUAACUUGGAGUUCAUUACAUUGCCUUGUAGUAAAGUGCAUUGAAGCCAACUGGAGCACAUUUGACUAUUGUAUAUAAAAAUUGAUUUCAAGUGGAUUUUAUUAUUUAAACAUUUUGUUAAUUAAUCAGAUAUGAUAAAUGACUACAAAUAAAUUUCACCACUGUUUAUCUAGUAGUUCUCAAGCAAACUGACAUCACACAAUAUUUUUUUAAACUUGCGACACAAAAAAACGCCACAUGAGAAUUUAACAAGAAAUCUGAUUCAUUCAAGUAUUCAUUUUUAGAAUCAAGAUAACAUUCAGUUGAUAAUUUGUUAAAACCAAGGUUUUGAAGAUGAAAAAAAAUUUCAAAUGUCAUUGAGCCACCCCAGUGAUUACACUCAUAUCAGUGUCUUCAUUAAUUUUAAAAAAACCCUAUAUAUGUAAAACAAAUAGUCUACGAAUAUUUUUACCCGAAUAAAGAAAAAAAACUAAGUUGAAAAUAUUAAAGGCAACCCUUAUAUUGAAUUAAAUAAUUUAUUAUGUUGAAGGUCACACAUUUAAUGUCCGUCGGAUUUACCAUCCGAUCGACGUCCAAUACAUGCUACGACCACUGAACUCUAUACAUGGAACAUGCAUUAGACCCCUCAACUUGACCCCCUAUUGGACAACAGCUAUUUAUUGUUUUCGUAUAUGGAAUAAAUAAUAAUUCAUAGAAAAAUUUACCGGGUGUUGUUAUAUUUCAUGAUAAUAAUGUGCGUAUUAUAGUGUAUUUUAGGAAUUACAUAGGUAUCAAGCCAUAGAGUAUACUCUAUGUAUGUACCUAUAUUAAGACAUUACAUAAUAACAUAACCCUAAAUUAGAUUGAUUAUUUUACAAAAGUUAUUAAAAUAAGGCACCUCUUAAAUUAUAAUUUUUUUAAUGAGUUCAAUUUUGAAAACGAUUCCAUUUCAGCGAAAUUAUCUACUGACGUGUUCCACGUUCUUAUGACUAGGUUAGUUACGUCCGUUACGAGAUGGGGUCACUUUUCCCAAAACCAUGGAAGAAAAAUUUUAAAUGACAAAUUACGCCAACCUUAACUAAAUUAAACAUUUUCAAACGGGAAUCUAAAGUUAUUAAAUGCACAAACAUGAAAUACAUUAUGUAUUUUGACCUUUUCCUGUUAUAAUGUUAAUACGGUCGUAAAUACGGCACCUAUAGACCUAACGGGGUAAUUCGCUCGCUCGAACUGUUUUAAUCGAAAAUAACCCUCAAUUUGCUCUGCAAAACCACAUCGGAUUGGUAGGAGUAUAGGAUAGUACGGUUAAGAGAAGUAAUGUUAAUUUUCAGAAAAUUUAGUUUUCUAAAUUGGUGUAUCUGAUUCAAAUUUUGUUAUCUUCGGGAAAGUGCCCUAUGGCCGUCUGUUGCAACCACGUAUUAAGAUAUAUAUUAAUCAAUAUUUAAUAAUCCGUGGUAGCAACAUACGUUCUUUCAACGCUAGUGUGAUCCUAACCAAUUAUCGGAUGUAAAAUACACCAGUUUCAAUUAACGUUAACAACUAUCAUAUACAUAAACGCUAUAUUAUAAUAAUCUGUACUCUAAUGUGUCGGCAACAAGUUUUAUCGAUUUUUGAAAAAUUUAAAAUUGUAACAUACAUCGACCUCGUUGUUAAGUUUAUUUGUUAAAUAUUUCCUUCUAACUUAAGAGUAUACCCGGUGACGGACGAAAACACAUCUGUUUUCGCGCAUGUGUUCCCACCACUGAACUAUAUACUAUGGAAGGCAUAUAAUGCAUAUUUUCCAUAUAAAAUUGAGCGGCCCAAUUGGCCGCCAUUGUGAUUCCGUUUCAAUUAUUUCCGAUAUCGUACAUACCGUGACCAAUUUCAUUUAGUGGUUUUCGAUGUUAGUUUUUGAAUUCAUAUUGUUAAUAUUAUUUUUUAUAAUCAAUGAUAAAAAAUAAUAAAACAAAAAAUAAAAUUGGUGUGGUAUGCCAACUACUUUACACUAUGCGCCUGAAGUCAGAAACUAUCAUCGAAAACCACUAAAUGAAGUUAGUCACAAUACGUACAAUAUCGGAAAUAAUAUAUGUAUGCGCAAACGGGUGUACUAUUAAGUUGGACAGGGUAUAAUCCCGUUUAAUUUAUUUAUAUAUUUUUAAUAUUUAAAGUAUUCAUCUAAAACAAAAUUUUUUUAUUUGUAUAUUUUAAACAUAUUUAUGUUUUAUAUUAUUUCAAAUAGAUGCAAUAUUACCUAGCAGUGAAGACCAAAGUCAACAAAUUAUAAAAAGGGAAGAAAAUCCAUUAAAUAGUACAGAUAUUAAUGAUGGACACCAGGAUUUUGAGAGUUCGCUUUCAGCAGAAUUUUCAAAUCUUGAAAUGAAUCAUUUAAAUAGAAUUAAAGUUGAUCAAGCUGAAAAUCAUAAUGUAAAAAUAUUAGAAGAUUUCUGCAUUAAUUCUCAAUUAAGAUCAAGUAACAGUGAAUUGUCUGUUCAAAAUCCUAAUUUGAAUAAGUCAAAAAAAAAAAAGUUGAAUAAAUCAAAAGAAAAUUCAUCUUUGAAAAUAUGUCAAAAUCCGAAAAGAAAAAUUUCAUUUGAAAGUGAAAAUAAAAUAAAAAAAAAUAAUAAUAUUAGAUCUUAUAAUAAAACUGGGAAAAUUUCUUUGGGGUUAAAUGCUUCUAAUAAUGUUCCAAGACAAAAGUCACACCUAAAAGUUUCAUUUAGUAUACCUACAAUUUGUAAGGAUCAAUCUACUAAUGAUAAAGUAUUAUACAACAGUACUACAGGACGGUUUUUACAAAAUUGUAUUUGCCUUCAUUUGUCAUCUGAAAUUGAACAGUGCAUUGAAUGCACUAUCACACUCAUGAAAAGUAAUUUAACCCAAUAUGAUUAUGAUAAUGUUCAGUGCAGGUUUUAUGCUUUUCGUGAGUUGGAAUUAAAAUCCGAACAAUUAACCAUUGCAGGAUAUCCUGAUCCGUUUAAAAAUGCCAGUAUAUUAGAUCUUGAUCUUUGGAAACCUGAUCAACACUCAUUUAUUCCUAGUGAUUUAAAAAUUCGAGCUUCAAUAAAAAUUUUAGAAGAUGCAGGUGGUCAAUUAUGCAAAGUUAUUCAAGAUGAAAAAGAAGCAUUAAAAUUAAAUUUGUCAGGAACACAAAAUAGUAAAACGCCAAUAUGGAAAAAACCUGUGAAAGGUGUAAGAGAAUUGUGCGAUGUUUGUAAAACAACAAUAUUCAAUUAUCACUGGUCCUGUCUUAUAUGUGGGUUUGUAGUUUGUGUUGAUUGUAUUAGGAACAAACUCGGAGAUAAGAAAUCUACAACACAACAUGUAGUUUUUAAACAAGAUAAUCCAGUUUGGUUAGUUUGUUCCAAUCGUAAAGAACAUCAGCUUGAUCAACUUACUCUUACACAAAUAUUGGCUGGUGAUUCCUUAAAUUAUAUUUCAACACUUAUGCACAACGUGUGUAUUAAAUAUGAAAUACCUUUAAAGUGUAAAUGUAGUUGUUGUAUACCAAAAAUUGCAUUACCAGUUAUUAAUUGUAGUCAAUUUGAGACUGAAAUUCCUGAAAACAUGAUACAAGACAUUUUUCCAGAAGAUUCUGAUUGUAAAGAUAAUUUUUUUCCUUAUUAUGAAGAUAAUGCAAAUAAAAAUUUUGAUGGAAUUGAAUAUAAUUAUAAAAAAGAGUCAUUGCCAAAAUUAACAAAAAUGAUUGACACAAAUUAUGAUAGCCCCCCUCAUAUGUGGCUAUGUAAUGGACUUUUAUUAAAUUUAUUAGAUCCAGACACUGAUGCAAAUUAUGAACUAUUUCAGGUAUUUAUAAAAAUAUAUAUUUUAUAUUAUGUUAAUAUUGUUGUAUACAAGUAUUAUCUCUAAAAAGCUGUACUAGGAUAAUGGAGACGCGUAUGGUUAUAGGUAAUUUAAUAAAAGCAAUGAUAAACCAUUGUUAAUGUAAAAUGAUUCUGAGCAGAGUUCAGUUGAUAGUGAUGCUUUGUCAACAAUAUAUAACAUAUAUUACAGUAAAAUAAUUAAAUAGCCAUUAAAUAUUUUCUUUAAUAAUAUUUGUUUAAUGUUGUACCGAUUUUCCUUUGUUUUUUGGGGGGGUUUUUCACAUUUGAUGAGAAAACUCUAGAGAAAAUCAAAAAUGACAUGUAUUUUAUUCCUUCCCUGUCAGAUUUCCCAUCAGAAAAUGUGCCAUCAUUGUAAAUCUGAGUAUAAUUGCUGGUAAAAAAGUUAUUCACAGGAAAAUAGAAGGCCGUAAUAUUUUUAACCAAUACCUAUGUUUCGUACAUUUUCCUAUUUUUACAAUGUUUUUUAUGGUUGUUGAGAAAACUCCUGGGAAAACUGAUGACCUUAAGUACAUCCCCAUACUGAUUUACUUUCAGAAAAGGUGCUACAUUUAAAAAUCGGAGCAAGAUUUCUGGUAGAAAAGUUGCACACAGAUAAAAAAUAAAUAAAUAUCUUUGGAAAAUCAUAAUCUUCUUUGCUCCACUCAGAAUCUAAAAACCAAAAAAGUGACUUAUAAUAGUUCAAUAUGGUAACUUGAAUAAAUAUAGUACAACAUAUUUUGAUAUAGGAAACUAAAAUACCAACUUUAUGGUUGAAUACCAAAAAGAAUACAGAUCAUAUUAUAUUAAUUUUGGAAGGGUGGAUGGAAUAGAGAUAGUGAGAAAUAUAUUUUAGAUUCUCAGUGGAGCGAAGAAGCUUAUAGUUUUACAAAGAUAUUUUUAUUUUUUUUUUUUAUUUGUGUGCAACUUUUCAAUGAGAAGACUUGCUCGGAUUUCUAUGUGUAGCACUUUUUCUGAAAGGAAAUCGGUGUGGGAAGUUACUUUAAGGAGAUCAUCUUUCCAAUUUUUUCCAAGAGCUUUCCCAGCAAAUGUGAAAAACCAGGAUAAAGCAUGGGGAAAAUAUUAGAAAACUGAGAAAAUCAAUACAACAUUACAUUGAACAAAUAUUAUUAAAGAAUAAACUUUGUCAACUUCGUUCGACAAAGCAUCACUAUCAACUGAACUCUGCUCAGACUAGUUUUUUCUUGCAGGUAUGUAUUAAAUUAUCUAAACAGUGGCUGCACCCGUCCCCAUUAUCCUAGGAUGUCUCUUUUAGUAUGAAUAAUAAUAGAAAAUUUAGUUUUUUUCUUAAAAUAGUUGAGAUAUUUUAUAAAGGCUUUAAAAAUGAAUAAAAUAUUAAAUAGAAUGUUAAAAUAUCUGGGUUUAUUUAGGAAGUGUGUAUUAAACUAAAUAUUAAAGUAUCGAGACCAUUAUUAUUUUAUUAUCAAAUACUAUUAAGUAUAUUAUUUUUCAGGAACAAUGGAUACGUGGGCAACCUGUAUUAGUCAGUGGUGUAGGUAAAGGUUUGAAUAAAUCAUUAUGGAAUCCAGAAUCAUUUUCUCGAGAUUUUGGUGAUCAAAUAAAUGACCUAAUAGACUGUAGUACAAACAAAGUCAUACACGAUCAACCAAUGUCAAAAUUUUGGGACGGAUUUGAAGAUGGUUCCAAAAGAUUACGUGACAAAGAUGGUCGUUCUAUGAUGUUGAAACUUAAGGAUUGGCCACAAUCAGAAGACUUUGCCGAAAGAUUACCAGACAGAUUUAAAAAUCUUAUGGAUUGCUUGCCAUUGAAAGAAUACACUCAUCGAAAUGGCAAAUUUAACUUGGCUUCUUAUUUGCCGGAAUGUUUCGUUCGACCAGACUUAGGUCCAAAAAUGUACAUAGCUUAUGGUAAUGCAGGCACUACUCAUAAACUAUUAGGCACCACAAACUUGCAUUUAGACAUGUCAGAUGCCAUCAAUGUUAUGGUUUAUGUUGCUAUUACGAAGAACUGUAGUGAAAACAAUUUUGAGUGGUACGUGAAGGAAGCAAUUAACGUGAUUGAAGAAGAUGAGUGUGAUGUAUUGUCAAAAAAAAGAGUUUAUGUAAAUGGAGAAAUACCCGGUGCUGUAUGGCACAUUUAUCAUGCACAAGAUGCAGACUACAUUAGGGAUCUGUUGCAUAAAAUAGAUAUUGAACAAGGAGUUUUAAUGGAAGAAUGCAGUGACCCGAUCCAUGAUCAAUCACAUUAUCUAGACAAAUAUCACAGGGACCGCCUGUAUAGAGAAUAUGGAAUCAGAGGUUAUACAAUUAUCCAGUGUGCAGGCGAUGCGGUGUUUAUUCCGGCAGGAGCUCCUCACCAGGUAUUUAUUAAUUUAGUGAUAGCAAAUUGGAAAUGUACAGUUAAUGGGGGGGUAAAUAGAACCAAUUUUAAAUUAAAAUUUUUAUAUAUUUUACGUAUAGACUUAAUAUUUUAGUGUACAAAUGUGCGUUGAAUCCAAAAAUUGUUACUUUGGGAAUCAUUUUGUAUACAGUAUAGAUAUUAUAAAAAUCGAUCGUGUACAAUAUGAAUUUAAAAGUAUCAUUUUUUGGACUGAAAGGUAUUUUAUGUAAAUUAGGUAGAUACGUUUUUUACUUUAUCCUAAAGAGUGGUCCUUAUUUUAGAUUCUGAUUGGAGUGAAGAAUGUAUUGGUUUAAAAAAAUUAAUUUUUUCAGGUGGUACUUUAUGGAGGGUUUUUUCAAUUUUCCUAAGAGUUUUCACAUCAAAUGUGAAAAAUUAAAAAAAAAACAGGAAAAAUGGAAAAAUGUAGGAAACAUAUUAGUAAAAUAUUACAAUUUAUUUUUUUAUGUUGGAGCAAUUUUGCUCCAACUUUUAAUGAUAGCAAUUUCACUGAGGAGGUAUUUUAGAGAGGUCGUUUUUUGAUUUUCUUCGAAUUUUUUUUCGGCAAAUGUGAAAAACUGGAGAAAAACGUAGAAAACCGGGGAAAUCUGUACAAUAUUAAACAAAUCAAAAAAUAUAUAUAAUGCCUAUGCAAUUAUUUUACCAUAAUAUAACAUACAUAUUGUUAACAAAGCAUCACUAUGAACUAAACUCUGCUCAGAAUCGUUUUUUUCGUUAACAAUGGUUUAUCGUUGCUUACAGAUGUACAUUAAAUAUCAUCUGUAUCCUACCUUUUCAACCUUUUUUAUUUUUUAUACUUUAUUUGAAAACAAUUUUUUAUUUUUCUCCCUCACUCUAUAUACUUUAAAUAAGUUUAUACUUUUGUUUCUCAUUUAUAGAAUUUUUUCUAUGAAUUUUUGAUAUACAUAACACUAAUAUUAGAUUUACAGUUUAUGAGUUAUAAGUUUUAAUGGUUUAAAGUUUAAAUCAAAGGAGUAGGUAAGAAUUAUGAAUUUACCAUUUGAAAAUAAAUAAACAAUUUAUUGUCCUUCCCUACUCCUCUGGUCUAAACUUUAAAUGGUUACAACCAAGUUAUUUAUUUAAUUAGGGUUGUUCAACACUUUAACUGUAACAUAUACAAUAUACUAUUUGGAAGAUAUACAUCUCAAAAGACAACUGUUUGUAAACUAAAGAAAUAAUAAAUAAAUAUCAAAAUUAUUAUGUUUGAUUGAUCAUAUUGUAUGAAAAAUGUGAAAAAAUCAAAUUUCAAUCAUAAAAAUUGAUUUUGAUUGAAUAAAUGGAGUUAUAGUCUUUAUAAUAUGUUAAAGAUAUCUUAUUGAGUUAAAUGUUAAAUUAACAAUAUAUAAUUCGUAUGUAUGUGUUUUAGGUUAGAAAUUUACAUAAUUGUAUAAAAGUAGCUGAAGAUUUUGUAUCUCCAGAGAAUAUCCAUCAAUCAUUUCGUAUGACGCAAGAAUUUCGUAACCUUACCGAUUAUCAUACUAAUCACGAAGACAAAUUACAGCUCAAAAAUAUCGCGUUUCAUGCAGUGAAAGACUCAAUUUCGGUUUUAAUGCAUACUAAAACAUAA
Messenger RNA from Cinara cedri, 15194 nucleotides. Lineage: Eukaryota; Metazoa; Arthropoda; Insecta; Hemiptera; Aphididae. The record is from the annotation of a GenBank genome assembly.